Chelonia mydas (Green sea turtle) is the source of this 2965-nucleotide messenger RNA. RefSeq names its product zinc finger protein 436. Gene Ontology annotation, molecular function: RNA polymerase II cis-regulatory region sequence-specific DNA binding; DNA-binding transcription factor activity, RNA polymerase II-specific. The transcript is spliced from 5 exons. The record is from RefSeq and is a predicted model, not a curated record. Gene Ontology annotation, cellular component: nucleus. The coding region runs from base 456 to 2174 and encodes 572 amino acids. NCBI's taxonomy places the organism in Eukaryota, Metazoa, Chordata, Testudines, Cheloniidae. Gene Ontology annotation, biological process: regulation of transcription by RNA polymerase II; central nervous system development.
CCCUUCCUCCUUCCCCUGUGAACUACUGAUUAAGAGAACUUGUGGCUACAAUUACUGCAAAGAAAUGUACCUUAACGGUAAAAAUGUCUGUACACUAUGCUUAAUACUGUAAGCAGUAAACAGGGGCGGGUAUAAUUAUAUUUAGUAUCUAGCUAUUAAUAUUCGUUAGAUGGGCAUUCAUAUUACUGAAUAAGGGUUUUGGAAGGGUGUUGUAGUAAAUGUGGGUAUUUACAUAUUAACUUAGAUGAAAGAGUGUGACGUGAUGAACUCGGGGCUUACUCGACGACUGGGUCGAGGGGAACGAGUACCGUGAUAAAGAAGUCCGUUUACUCAAUCCGCCCCGGGUCCUCCUGCUCCUUCUUUCCAUCUCUAACAUGAUGGUCUUCCAGGCAUGGCGUAGCAGUAGAGAGACAAGACAGCCCAGACUUUCUGCCAGGAUUCAGAAGAGAAGAUGAAUGAGAACCAGUCACAAGGAUUUCCCGGUUCCUGAGCCUCACGUGAUAUCCUGGAUGGAACAAGAGGGAGAGCCACGUGUCCGGGAUUCCCAGGACUUGGGGGAAGCGGAGCUCCCAGGAGGCACCUGUGCAGCCGCCGGUGGAAGUGUGAGUGAGAACGAGGGAGAGACGCCCCAAGAGGGAGGCGCUGAGCCGCCGGGGCCCGUCUCUGAAAGCCUCAGGGAGGCUGUCUCGCAGAGCCCCGAUCCAGAGAAGAGUCAGAGCCGGCCAGAAAGGCAGCGGAGAAAGACCCCGGGCAAGAGGCUGGUUAAAUCCCCCACCCAGUGCGAGAAAGGCUUCCGGAAACUCAAGGACAUCCUGGUGCUGCAGCGAUCCCACUCCCGGCUGAGACCCACCAUCUGCAGCGAGUGCGGCAAAGGCUUCAGCCGGAGCUCCGACCUCAUCCGGCAUCAGAUCACCCACACCGGCGAGAAACCGUACACCUGUGCCGACUGCGGCAAAGGCUUCAGCCAGAACUCCAACCUGGUGACCCACCAGCGCAUCCACACCGGCGAGAAGCCCUACCAGUGCAGGGACUGCGAGAAACGCUUCAGCGAGAGCUCCGCCCUCAUCCAGCACCAGCGCACCCACACCGGCGAGAAGCCCUACAAGUGUGGGGAGUGCGGGAAGCGCUUCAGCGUCAGCUCCAACCUCAUCCGCCACCGCCGGACCCACACCGACGAGAAGCCCUACAUAUGCAUCGAAUGCGGCGAGAGCUUCCGCCACAAGUCGCAACUGAGACGGCACCAGAAGCUGCAUGUGGCAGUGAAUGGUGAUGAUCUUCAGCUCAGUAACGACCUGCCAUCAUUAGAGCAGAAAACUGACGACGGCAUCGUGAGCGAGAGCGAGGAGGAGCUUCAGCACGAGAUCAUCCAAACCGUCAUCCCCCACAGCCCGCUGGCCAAGAAGCCCAAGAAGAAGGCUCCCCAGAGAGCUGACGGGGGCAGUGCCAAAGCCCGGGGGCCGGAGAGCCCGGCAGGGCCACCCCCUGACUAUGGCGGCGAGUUGGUGGAGUUGGCUGGCGGGCAGGAGGAAGAGGGGGGGAUGGUGGUGCGGCACCGUGGUGCCACCGGCCGGCAACGGCCCUUCAUCUGUAACGAGUGCGGCAAGAGCUUCAGCCACUGGUCGAAGCUGCUGCGGCACCAGCGGACUCACACCGGCGAGCGGCCCAGCACCUGCAGCGAGUGCGGCAAAAGCUUCAGCCAGAACUCGCACCUGGUGCAGCACCGGCGCACCCACACCGGCGAGAAGCCCUACCGCUGCGGCGACUGCGGCAAGAGCUUCAGCUGGAGCUCCAACCUCAUCCAGCACCAGCGCAUCCACACCGGCGAGAAGCCCUACCAGUGCGGGGAGUGCGGCAAGAGCUUCACCCAGAGCAAGAACCUCAUCAAGCACCAGCGCACCCACUCGGGUGCCCGUCCCCACCGCUGCACCGAGUGUGGCCGUGGCUUCACCCAGAGCACCAACCUCCUCAAGCACCAGCGGCUCCACGCCGCCCGCCAGAGCCAGGCCUGCCCCGAGUGCGGCCAGGCCUUCCGCGAGAGCGCGGAGCUGGAGCGCCACCGGGCCGAAGCCCACGGGCACGAGCCCUUCAUCUGCGUGGAGUGCGGGGAGAGCUUUGCCAAGAGCGCCACGCUCAACCGGCACAAGAGGGUCCACAAGCCCCUUUUCGUGCGCUGAACGACGGGCGUGGAGUGGGGCCGUGCCCGUCACGUGACCGUGCGCGGCAUCAAGAUGCGCUCAGUGUGGUUCGGCACGUGGCUGGCUACAGCGUUGAUGCCUGCGAAGCAUGGCCAUGCCCGUCACGUGACCAGCCACAGCGUCGCCGAACGUGGGUGUCCACUGUAUUGAUGUGUGCUGAGCAGGGCCCUCCACCGUAUCAACACGUUGAGCAUGCCUGUGCCAUCCAUGAUGUUGCUGAGCAUGCCUGUGGCCUGUCAUGUGACCUUCCAUGAUGGCGAGUCACAUGGCCGUCUACGGCGUCACAUGGCCAUCCACUAGAUCGGGGCGGGUCGCGUGUGGCCGUCCAUGGUAUCAACAUUGUGGUCAAAGCCUUGGAAAGCAGACCUCAAAAAACUCACAGGGGACAGAGCUUACAGAUGUACAUAAGGUGGGGGGCAGGGACCAGGGUUGGGGAGGUGGGGGGGGGGAUGUUUAAGGUAGAAGCCAUAAUACUCAACAAGGCACCGUACAUCCUAGGGAAGCUAGCGUCUUGGGACAGGGGAGGGCGUCCUCUCCUGGGGGGUGACAUUAAAAGAUGGAUUGUGGAGGAGGAGGUGCAGUGUAGAAUAAAAUUCUGCUGUUUUGAGGGUGUAGAUUCUGUAUGGGUCAGGCUCGUUGGGAAGGAAAUGGUACCUUGGUUCCGUAUUUGGGGUCCUGCUCUGAGUGGGGGGCCCCAGGUAUUGUGCUAAUACCGAUAAUGGGGGUGGGGGAAUCGCUUGAAUUAAUUAAAGGUUCUUUGUCCCUUCUAA